AUGGCAGAUCAAUUCUUAUAUGGAACUAAAGUGAUAGUUGUCGAUAUCCCGUUGUUGUUUGAAGCAAAGAUGGAUAAAUGGACAAAACCCAUUGUAGUUGUUUGGGUCAGUCAAGAAACUCAACUUAAGAGACUGAUGGAGAGAGCUGGACUGAGUGAGGAAGAUGCAAGAAACAAAGUAAUGGCUCAGAUGUCUUUGGAUUUGAAACAGAGUGUGAUGGCUCAGAUGCAAAGCUGA
Messenger RNA from Arabis nemorensis, 237 nucleotides. The record is from the annotation of a GenBank genome assembly. Lineage: Eukaryota; Viridiplantae; Streptophyta; Magnoliopsida; Brassicales; Brassicaceae.